AUGGCAGGUGCCCAAGAGAACCUCCAAUGGGAAAUUCAGCGUUACGAUGGUUGGUACAACAACCUCAUGUAUCACAGUCACAGUUCCACGGGAUCACGGCUUUCACGCCUGCUCCCACCUAACUAUGCAGAUGGCGUCUACCAAGCCCCGCAGGAACCGCAUGUCCCCAACGCACGCAGGCUUAGUGAUGUGAUCGCAAAAGGGGAAUCAGGAUUGCCCUCCAACAACAACCGAACCGUUCUCGGUGUCUUCUUUGGUUUCCACGUGCUCGCUGAGAUCUUGGAAGCUGACAAGCCAGGCUGCCCUGCCGAAUUCUUAAACUUGCAGAUCCCUCAAGGAGAUUCAGUGUUUGACUCUGCAAAGUCCGGAGAUGUGGUUCUGCCUUUCUUGCGUAUGCAGUGGCUUGCGGGAACUGGCCAAAGCCCGAAUAGCCCCCGGGAUCAGAUAAAUGGUGUUACGGGUUGGCUGGAUGGCAGUGCAAUCUACGGCCCAUCGCAAUCCUGGAGCGAUUCUCUGAGAACUUUCUCUGGAGGGAUGCUGGUUUCCGGAACUGAGCAGGGCCUGCCAAGGCAGACACAGGCGUCAAGUUUGAUGUGGAAGGCUUUGGAUCCAGCCACUGGACAGGGUGGACCACGAGGAAUCUUUGAUUUUGGAACUGCCAGAGGGAAUGAGAACCCGUUCCUGCAAGCCAUGAGCAUUGCCUGGUUCCGCUACCACAACCACCGGGCACAAGAGCUUGCCAAGCAAAAUCCCAGCUGGUCUGACGAGGAUUUGUUCCAACAUGCACGCAAAUGGGUCGUGGCCACUUACCAGAACAUUGUGCUGUAUGAAUGGCUGCCCAUCUUCCUGGGAAAGAACGUCACAAAAUAUGAAGAUUACAAGCAGCAUAUAGAUUCCCGGAUUUCUCCUGAAUUCCUGGCAGCUUCCGCACUCUUCCUGGCUACCAUGGUCCCUUCCGGCGUUUACAUGAGAAACUCAUCUUGCAGCUUCCGAGAUGUGAUGAGCAUAGACGGCUCCACCUCUCCAGCGCUUCGCCUUUGCAACACUUACUGGAGCCGAGAGAAUCCCAAUCUCCAAACAGCUGAGGAUGUCAGCGACUUGUUGCUGGGGAUGAGUUCGCAGAUCGCUGAACGGGAAGACAAUAUUAUGGUGGAAGAUCUCAGAGAUUACUAUUACGGCAUGGUGAGAUACUCCCGUACUGACUUUGUGGCCAGCUGGAUCCAGCGCGGGCGGGACCUUGGUUUACCCACCUAUAAUAAAGCCAGGAAGUUCUUCCAACUUGACCCUGCUAAUGAGUGGCACAAAAGCAAUGCUGAAAUCUUUCAGAAGAACCAGACGCUGCUCGAGGAACUCGCGGCCCUGUACAGAAAUGAUACAGAUCGCUUGGAGUUGCUGCCUGGGGCUUUGUUAGAAGCUAACAGAACCCUCUUCCAAGCUAUUGUCGAGGACCAAUUUGUCCGCCUAAGAGACGGAGACCGGUUCUGGUUUGAAAACACCAAGAAUGGGUUAUUCUCUACUGAUGAGAUUGAGGUCAUUAAAAGCACAUCAUUCCAUGAUGUUCUUGCUGCUGUUACCUAUGAGAAUUUAACCAAAAUCCAAACAGAUGUGUUUCUUUGGAACAACGGAGACCCGUGCUCGCAGUAUCAGCAGUUAACUACACAACUCCUGCCCCCCUGCAUACCCCUAACCGUCUUGGAUUACUUCAAAGGGAGUGGAGCUGGAUUUGGGAUUCUCAUCGUUGCACUCUGUUGUUUCCCUUUAGUGAGCUUGCUCAUUGCUUGGAUUGUUGCUUUUGCCCGGCGAAGAGACUUCAAGAAGCUGCAGAAGAAGCAAAGCCCCAGCGAGCGGUCAGAAGCGGUUUCAGAGGGAAUACCAGCUUUUGAAUGGCAAGAUCCCAAGAGCUCUGCCUCCCAAGUUUACCUCCAGCUGCACGAAGACAAGGUCAUCAAAGUGCUAGACAGUAAGCUGGCAGUGGUCCGAAGCAUCAAUCUGAGAAGCCAGCAGCAGGUGGAGACGAUUUUAUCCAACAACAGAGGCAACAAGGCCUUGCUCCUGAAGAUCCCCAAGGAAUAUGACCUGGUGCUGAUGUUCAGCGGAGAGGCAGAGUGUAGAGACUUCCUUGGGCACCUCAAAACCUACUUAGAGAGAAGCAGGCUGACUCUGCACAUGUCUGAGAUGAAGGAACAGGAGUUGCUGAAGAAAGCUGUUACCAAGGAGCAACGGAAGCACAUCCUGGAGAUUUUUUUCCGGCAUUUAUUUGCCCAGGUCCUGGACAUUGACAGAUUGGAUGCUGGAGAACUUAGCUUGGAAACAUCCGAGAAAGUCAAGGAAGCCUUGAAAUGUGAGCUGAGCCGGGCUGAAUUUGCAGACGCGCUGGGGCUGAAGCCCCAAUCCAUAUUUGUGGACUCCAUGUUCUCUCUCGCGGAUAAAGACGGCAACGGAUAUAUUUCCUUCAGGGAAUUCUUGGAUAUCUUGGUGGUCUUCAUGAAAGGAUCUUCUCAAGAAAAGUCCAAACUGAUGUUCACUAUGUAUGACAUUAAUGGAAACGGCUUUCUUUCCAAGGAGGAGUUCUACCGGAUGCUGAGGUCCUUCAUCGAUAUCUCUAACAACUGUCUCACACGGGAUCAGACUGAGCAGGUCAUUGAGUCUUUGUUCAGAGAGUCGGGCUUCCAAGAUAAGGAGGAGCUGACGUGCGAAGAUUUUCACUACAUGUUGCGGGACCAUGACAACGAGCUCCACUUCACCCAGCUCUGCAUUAAAGGCGUUCCUGACAGAUUCAGACAACACAUGAGCAAUCGUGUCUCUUUCAUACAAAAGGACAAAGAUACCAACAUGUUCCGAAACCAGGAAGGCUUCUCAAAUACAGGCCGAGUAGCACCACAUAUGGAAUGCAUGGGUCAAGAACUGCGGAAGCGGCCAGGCAAGAAGUCAUCUGUAAGUCAGCCGCAUCUCUACACCGAGGCUCGGAGGGAGAAGUACCACAGGGGCCUUGUUCAUCAGAAGAUCCAGCAAUUCAAACGCUUCAUUGAGAAUUACCGUCGCCACAUCAUCUGCGUGGUGAUUUUCUCAGCCAUCACGGCUGGCGUCUUUGCAGAGAGGGCUUACUACUAUGGAUUUGCAUCGCCACCCACUGGAAUUGCCGAUACGACCUUUGUGGGCAUUCUCAUCUCACGGGGGGCAGGUGCCAGCAUCUCGUUCAUGUACUCGUUUAUCCUGCUCACAAUGUGUCGGAACCUCAUCACCUUCCUACGGGAAACAUUUUUCAAUCGCUACAUCCCCUUUGAUUCUGCUGUGGACUUACACCGUUGGAUUGCAACUGGGGCCCUGAUCUUUUCAGUCCUGCAUACUUUGGGCCACGUCGUCAAUGUGUACAUCUUCUCAGUUACUCCCCUCAGCGUCCUGUCAUGCCUCUUCUCUGCAGUUUUUAUAGAUGAUGGGUCCCAGAUACCCCCUAAGUACUACUGGUGGUUUUUUGAGACAAUUCCAGGCAUGACCGGGGUGCUGUUACUAGUCAUUCUUGCCAUCAUGUAUGUCUUUGCCACUCACUACUUCCGGCGAAUUAGUUUCCAGGGGUUCUGGAUCACUCAUCACCUCUAUGUGGUUCUCUAUAUCUUGGUUAUCAUCCACGGUAGCUAUGCGCUGAUCCAGCAGCCCCGUUUCCACAUUUAUUUCAUCGUCCCGGCUCUCAUCUAUAGCGCAGACAAACUCAUCAGCCUGAGCAGGAAAAAGGUGGAGAUUGGCGUGGUAAAGGCGGAGCUCCUCCCUUCAGGGGUCACUCACCUCCAGUUCCAGAGACCCGAAGACUUUGACUACCGGUCUGGGCAGUGGGUACGGAUCGCCUGUCUGUCCCUGGGGACCACUGAGUACCACCCCUUCACUCUGACCUCUGCUCCCCACGAGGACACGCUGAGCUUGCAUAUCCGAGCAGCUGGGCCAUGGACAACCCGACUAAGAGAGCUCUACUCCCCAGAAAGCGUAGCAGAAAUUGGCAAGUACCCCAAGCUCUACCUAGAUGGGCCUUUUGGAGAAGGGCACCAGGAGUGGAACAAGUUUGAAGUGUCUGUGCUGGUGGGAGGAGGCAUUGGGGUGACGCCAUUUGCCUCCAUCCUCAAAGAUCUGGUCUUCAAGUCAUUGGUUGGCUCCAAGAUCCCCUGUAAGAAGAUCUAUUUCAUUUGGGUGACACGAACGCAGCGGCAGUUUGAGUGGCUGGCCGACAUAAUCCGCGAGCUGGAGGAAAACGACCAGCGUGAACUGGUGUCCGUCCACAUCUACAUCACUCAACUGGCAGAGAAAUUCGACCUGCGCACAACUAUGCUGUACAUCUGUGAGAGGCACUUUCAGAAGGUCCUGAACCGGAGCUUGUUCACAGGCCUGCGGUCCAUCACCCACUUUGGACGGCCACCCUUUAUCCCCUUCUUCUGUUCCUUGCAAGAGGUCCAUCCAGAGGUUAAGAAGAUCGGGGUGUUCAGCUGUGGCCCUCCAGGCAUGACUAAGAAUGUGGAGAAAGCCUGCAAAAAGAUCAACAAACGGGAUCAGACCUACUUCGUGCAUCAUUAUGAGAACUUUUAGGCCUCUGGCUGACUCUGCCCCACAUUUUUGGGGAUGGCUGGCAUGCAACUGCUUGUCGUGCCCACCCAUUCCCCUUGCUAUUUUUGUAACAGACACAUUUCCAAUGAGAGGGAAGUUUGGAGGGGUGACAGUCAUAUUUUAGUGCCUUGAGGACAAGGGUGCUUCUGUCCCUACCAAGAAUGUCGGGGCCUGAGAAGUUCUUGGUAAUUGCCCAUACCAAUUGGGAAAAUUUGCCCCCAGACCACAUUUGGAGAACACCCAGAUCAAUGCCAUGCUCAGAUUGUUUUAACUGACGGUACGGAAGUCACCUCGGAAGCCCUUGAUAGACAUAUUUUAAAAUAAAUACCCUAUUUACUUGAGACUAUUCCCUUCCUCCACAAACGUCAUCAAGAAAAAGUGGGGUCCAUCUUAAAUUCACAUGCAAGUUAUAGUUACAUGCAGUAAUUAAAAACCUUUUAUGGAUAAGCUUUUUUUAAAGUGAUCAUCAUAGGUUCCAGGUCAUCUUACUUUGGGUAGAUGCAGUAUCCCAAUGCUACAAAACCUAGAAGAAGAAUCUUCUUAGCCUGUGGCAAGGACAGGGACAAGAGAUUUGAUGUCCAAAAGACUCACAGAAUAUCUGUUACAAAUAUAUAAAUGUUUGAAACAGGGUUUGCCUUCCCUCAAAGAACUUUGUAGAUUAGGGUUGUGAAAGCAUUUACGAACAACCCAUAACCCUCUUUCUACAACCUACAGCUGCCAGGGUUCCUCUGCUGGUAGUUAGGAUAGUUGAACAAUGUUAACUGUGGUCAUGACUGUAGGCUAGAAGUAUGCCCUGGGCACUAUGGAGAAGUCUAGCAAACUUUGGGAUACCGUAUAUAGGCUUAAAAACUAGUUUAAUAAUUAGGCAAAGCAGCUAAAGCUUGGGUUACAAUUUGCACACACAUGCACCCGUUAAAGCAGUGGCCUGAGCGUCUCAGAGUGUGAUGCAGGUACAAGGAUGUAGUGGCUUCUCCUGCUUGUGUUGAAUGUGAGAGAUGACUAUGGAACUGACAGGGAGAGUCAAAGUCAGCCAAUCAUUUGCCUUACACACCUAUGGUUUUUUUCCUUCUAGCAAUAGGAAUUUCAGAAAACUGAAACUCGCUGUUCUAAGCUAAGUAUCAGUAUAUCUUUUAAAUAUGGAUCUUCCACAAUACUGCUGAGUUUUGAACUUGUUUGUUUUGCUCUUUUAGUUAACUGUAAAUGAAUAAAAAGAACCGAAUUAAGAACUGCUAA
Messenger RNA from Eublepharis macularius, 5820 nucleotides. RefSeq names its product dual oxidase 2 (gene DUOX2). The transcript is spliced from 33 exons. The record is from RefSeq and is a predicted model, not a curated record. The coding region runs from base 1 to 4569 and encodes 1522 amino acids. Gene Ontology annotation, molecular function: peroxidase activity; heme binding; calcium ion binding. Gene Ontology annotation, cellular component: NADPH oxidase complex; plasma membrane. Lineage: Eukaryota; Metazoa; Chordata; Lepidosauria; Squamata; Eublepharidae. Gene Ontology annotation, biological process: response to oxidative stress; superoxide anion generation; defense response.